AUGAGCUGGGGCCUGAUGCCGUUCAGUUUUCCGGUGUCCUCUCACGGCAAACACGGAGACCGCUACAUUCCCUCCAGAGCUGGCGCUAAUUGGAACCUGCACUUCCACAGCUCGGCUGACGCUGACAAUUCCCCAGGGCAGAAGCAGAAAGAGGAUACCUGGGGCAGCGGCCAAGACGACUCGGUCUAUUCUGCCUUGUUGAAGAAUGAGCUCCUGGAAGCCAAGAUCCAGACCGUCCCGGAGCCCAGAACGCCUGGCGCCCCAAACAAGAAUCUGUUCACGUACUCCCCGAGCACUAAGCGCUGGAGGCCUGACGAUGGCAGUGAAGUCACUCCGUAUGCCUUAUCCCCCAUCAGCAUCAAAAGCCAGAGUCUACUCGUGUCACAACGGAAACCCACUAAGAAGAUCCCUCAAGUGCCAUUCAAAGUCCUCGAGGCCUCGGGACUCCGAGAUGACUUUUACUUGAACCUGCUGGAUUGGUCGUCCCUCAACAUCGUCGCCGUCGGAUUGAGCACUUGUGUCUAUCUCUGGAGUGCUUGCACGUCCCAGGUGACCAGGCUCUUCGACCUGUGUGAUGAAGGAGAUUCGGUAACCUCUGUGGGCUGGUACGAAAAAGGGAACCUGUUGGCAGUCGGCACCCAGAAGGGCCUUGUGCAGAUCUGGGAUGUAGAUGCUGAGAAGAAAGUGUCCACGAUGGAGGGGCACAAAGCUAGAGUCGGUGCGUUGGCCUGGUACGCAGACCAGAUCUCCUCGGGGAGCAGAGAUACGAGGAUCCUCCAGAGAGAUAUCCGGGCCUCCCCCCUGCAGUCUCAGCGCUGGCUGCAAGGCCACAAGCAGGAGGUGUGUGGGCUGAAGUGGUCCACGGAUCAUCAGCUGCUGGCCUCGGGUGGCAACGACAACAAGCUCCUGGUCUGGAACAACUCCAAUUUCAGGCCUGUCCAGCAGUACAUCACUCACAAGGCGGCCGUGAAGGCCAUCGCCUGGUCUCCCCACCAGCACGGCCUCUUGGCAUCCGGUGGCGGUUCGGCCGACCGCUGCAUUCGCUUCUGGAACACGCUGACCGGGCAGCCCCUGCAGCGCAUCGACACUGGUUCCCAGGUGUGCAACCUGGCCUGGUCCAGACACGACAACGAGCUGGUCAGCACCCACGGCUAUGCCGAAAACCAGAUCGCCGUCUGGAGAUACCCCUCCCUGGUGCAAGUCGCCAAACUCACGGGGCAUCUAUACCGAGUCCUGUACCUGGCCGUGUCUCCCGAUGGACAGGCCAUAGUGACGGGGGCCGGAGACAAGAGCCUGAGGUUUUGGAACGUCUUCCGGAAAGCCCGUUCCCAGAAGGAGUCCGGAUCGGCCCUCAGCCUCUUCACUAGAAUCCGGUAA
Messenger RNA from Gracilinanus agilis (Agile Gracile Mouse Opossum), 1377 nucleotides. RefSeq names its product fizzy-related protein homolog. NCBI's taxonomy places the organism in Eukaryota, Metazoa, Chordata, Mammalia, Didelphimorphia, Didelphidae. The transcript has a single exon. Gene Ontology annotation, molecular function: protein binding; anaphase-promoting complex binding; ubiquitin ligase activator activity. Gene Ontology annotation, cellular component: anaphase-promoting complex. Gene Ontology annotation, biological process: positive regulation of anaphase-promoting complex-dependent catabolic process; positive regulation of ubiquitin protein ligase activity; anaphase-promoting complex-dependent catabolic process. The record is from RefSeq and is a predicted model, not a curated record. Bases 1 to 1377 code for a protein of 458 amino acids.